AGCCCUAUAUGUAUGUAUGUAGGCAGUUUUUGUCAGAAAUUUUCUCGCACAAAGCGAAGUGUUUUCUAGCUCAAUUUAAUAAUGAAUUCAAUGUGAAAUGUGUAAAAAACGAAUGUAGUUGUUAACUAUUGAUUAUCAAUUCGAAACUGCUUGCAUUUUUUCGGUUCUGCCACGAACACAACACUGCUAACGACGCUUGUGAGUAGAGAGCGUUCGCGACAAUAUUUCGCCUGAGUUGGUUGCCUGGUAAAAUUUUCCUCAACUUGCUCCAAAAGGCGUAAGCAAAGGUGUGUGCGUGUGUACGUGUGCGUGUCCGUGUGUAUAUGUGUAUAUGUUGUUUUGCUCCUUCCGGAUAAGGCAAGGUGAAACAUGAAGAUGGCUGACGGCUCGACAAUAUUGCGUAGGAACCGACCAGGCACAAAAUCAAAGGAUUUCUGUCGCUGGCCCGAUGAACCGCUCGAGGAAAUGGACAGCACACUGGCUGUGCAACAAUACAUACAACAAUUGAUCAAGCGUGAUCCCUCGAAUGUGGAGCUCAUACUUACAAUGCCCGAAGCACAGGAUGAGGGCGUGUGGAAGUAUGAGCAUUUGCGGCAGUUCUGCAUGGAAUUGAAUGGUCUGGCCGUGCGUCUCCAGAAACAAUGCUCACCCUCGACAUGCACACAGAUGACGGCCACGGAUCAAUGGAUCUUCUUGUGUGCGGCACAUAAAACGCCCAAAGAGUGUCCUGCGAUCGAUUAUACCAGGCAUACGCUGGAUGGUGCCGCUUGUCUGCUCAAUAGCAACAAAUACUUUCCAAGCAGUGUUCAACUCACAACCCACAGAGUUUCGAUCAAGGAGUCGUCGGUGACGAAACUGGGAUCGGUGUGUCGACGUGUCUAUCGCAUCUUCUCGCAUGCAUAUUUCCAUCAUCGUCGCAUCUUUGAUGAGUUCGAGGCUGAAACGUAUCUAUGCCACCGAUUUACGCAUUUCGUCACAAAAUACAAUCUCAUGUCCAAGGAGAAUCUGAUUGUGCCCAUCAAUGAGGACGAGAAUGCUGCACCCGGCGAGAGUGAAGCCUAAACAACAUCUAACAACAGCAGCUGCAGCAACAACUCACAACCACAACAACAACAAAAUAAUAGUAACGAAAAAAGAAUAACAAACAAAAAACGUAAAGCAUUAAAUUCAGUCAUUCAUACAGAA
Molecule: messenger RNA, 1185 nt
Organism: Drosophila albomicans
Lineage: Eukaryota; Metazoa; Arthropoda; Insecta; Diptera; Drosophilidae
Gene: Mob4
Product: MOB kinase activator-like 4
Exons: 3
Coding region: 370-1062 (230 amino acids)
Cellular component (GO): cytoplasm
Source: RefSeq, a predicted model, not a curated record